Exaiptasia diaphana is the source of this 1514-nucleotide messenger RNA. RefSeq lists its product as uncharacterized. NCBI's taxonomy places the organism in Eukaryota, Metazoa, Cnidaria, Anthozoa, Actiniaria, Aiptasiidae. The transcript has 8 exons. The coding region runs from base 257 to 1312 and encodes 351 amino acids. The record is from RefSeq and is a predicted model, not a curated record.
AUUGUUUUUAUUGCUUAUAUCCGCUAAAAAAGUCUCCCAAUUCCUUGGAAAGUCAGUGAGAUGCUACAUUGUAGUUCCCAAUAAUACUUUGGUUUAGAAAAGAGUGUUUUAGCAAACAUUUUUGCACGCGCAAAGGUGACCGAGGUAGCGCGCGCAACUUAAUUCGCGUCACAAUCACUUCGCUUCGAUUUUUAUUCCCGUAUGAAAAGAUAGGUUUCUCUGUAGAUAUCUUGAGAAAUUAAAAAAAUAUCUAACUAUGGCUUCAAAGAAGCUAGUUCCACUACGGUCCGUGUCGACAGAACCACAAGCUGUACCCAAUCAAGAUGUUGAAAAAGAUCGUCCUUUUAGUGUGGAGCCGAUUCCACUUCAAGAAGAAACGCAUAGGCAGCUAAGAGCCGAUGUGAAGAUCGCUUCCAGUGCCAAAGUAAGUGCUUGGCUUGACACAUUGUCCAGUGAUGUGCAGGAUGACGACGACGACUCGCAGGGACCUCGAGAUGCAGUCGACAUCACAGCUGCCAGGCGCUCUUCGUUACACUUGGAACCAAUCACCGGAAGCCAUCUAGAAGGUCAAGGUGACGGAGAAACUUUGGAGCAGCUACGAGGAAAGCCAAUCCCACCAAUUACUUCCUCGAAAUCAGUAGAUACUGGAAAUGAUGUAACGAGUGAGCAGGACAAAGCCGAAUCUGAAAAUUCGAUCAGCUGUGCAGAGGAUAUUCAUUCCUCACGUGCCACYAUCGAUAGUGAGACAAGUUCUGCCGGCAUCGUGAGCAGUCCAACAAAUGGAGAAAGUUCAUCUCCAAAAGGAAAUGAAGUAGACGUAGACRAGGGCRACGWAGAACCUCAUUUGAAUCAGUUCAAAAAAGACGUUAUAAUCAAAGUCAAAGAAGCUAGUCAACCAACUGACAACACAAUGACGGCAAAACAAGCUGAGAUCGUGAGCAAGCUUUUUCGACGCAAAUCAAGCAGCGUGAACCCUGAACAAAGCAAAGGUGUAGAUCAGAAUAAGCUGUCAUUUGGCGGCGUAGCCAGCACAUUGCUUCAAUGGAAACUGAACAAAGCUCGUGCAGUGAAACGAAGAUCGCAAAGCAUAGCAAUAGAUGCCAGACACUUUGCGUUGAUGGGUGCUAUUGCCGAUAAAGUCAAGACAGAGUUACCGCAAUCGUUGAUUCAGAGUUUGAAGGAGGAGGCCCAACCGAUUUUAGUCCAGACAGUACAAGCGUACAAGAGGGAAAUUGGAAAAUCGCAUAGACUUACCAUCCAAGCACAAAAGCGACUUGAUGAACUGAAUGACGAAUUGCGGGAGAUUAAAUAAUUAUUUUUGCAUUUUCUUAUUAUUAUAUUUUUCAACAUGAAAUUCAAAGUAUAAUUUUUAAUGCGCAUUCAAUAAUUAGUGGUUGAUAAGGGUAAUGAUAAUUGGCUGUUGUUGCAUUUUGCUCUUGWAUACAAAAUCGUAAUGAUGAUGUUCUAUUUGCAAGAACGUUAAAAUAAAAUGGCAGAUGACAUAAAGUUGAAAA